Aspergillus luchuensis is the source of this 2253-nucleotide messenger RNA. RefSeq names its product small oligopeptide transporter, OPT family (gene optF). The coding region runs from base 1 to 2253 and encodes 750 amino acids. Lineage: Eukaryota; Fungi; Ascomycota; Eurotiomycetes; Eurotiales; Aspergillaceae. The transcript has 6 exons. Gene Ontology annotation, biological process: transmembrane transport. Gene Ontology annotation, molecular function: oligopeptide transmembrane transporter activity. The record is from RefSeq and is a predicted model, not a curated record.
AUGGGGCUGCAGGAUACGAUGACCGAUGAGAAGAAGUCAUCGACGAUCCAGGAGCCGUCGUUGAAUGGGACUAGCGAUGCCUCCAGCAUCCUGAGCGACACCCGCGCUCAGGACAUACUCCCCUAUGAAGCCGACGAUUCCCCAUUUCCCGAAGUGCGCGCGGUCGUCAAACCGGUUGAUGACCGGCAGCUCCCGGUUAAUACUGUUCGCAUGUGGGUGAUUGGUAUGGUUUUCACAAUUGUCGGAAGUGGCUUGAACCAAUUCUUUAGUCUGAGACAACCCAGUGUAACUAUUAGUGCUCUUGUUGCCCAGCUCCUAGCAUUUCCGGUCGGAUGUGCGUGGGCGCAAUGGAUGCCCCUGGGCUGGUUUAACCCGGACCGCCAUUUCAACAUCAAAGAGCAUGCCCUGAUCACAAUCAUGUCCAACGUCUCUUUCGGGUCGGCAGCUGCCACUCAAGUGAUCGAGGCCAUGGUUAAGUUCUACGAUAUGCCUUCUCAUGGAGGAUUCGAGAUCUUAUUGAUGAUUACUACGCAACUGUUUGGGUUUGGUCUGGCGGGGAUGGCCGCACGCUGGCUCGUGGGUCCAGCCACUAUGAUCUGGCCGCAAGUCUUGUCGAACGCUGCUUUGCUUUCGACCCUGCAUUCGCGCCAGAAUCUGAUGGCAGAUGGCUGGAUAAUUAGCCGACUUCGGUUCUUUAUGAUUGUAUUUGUGGCUGGGGCAAUCUGGUACUUCGCUCCAGGCUACCUCUUCACAGCACUAAGUACAUUCAGCUUCAUCUGCUGGAUCGUACCGGACAAUGUGGUGGUCAACCAGCUCUUUGGCCAAAAGACAGGGUUGGGCAUGUCCUUGUUGACCUUCGACUGGGCUCAGGUUGUCUACGCCAACCAAAGUCCCUUGUUAGUCCCAUUCUGGGCAGGCCUUAACGUUAUCGGUUCGUUUGUGCUCUUCUACUGGAUCAUCUGCCCGAUUAUCUACUAUACCAACACAUGGUAUUCGGCCUACCUUCCUCUGCUGAACCCAGAUACGUUCGACAAUACGGGCAAGCCAUAUAAUACAAGUCGCGUAAUGAACGCAGACGGAACAUUCAAUGUGGAGGCAUACCGCAACUAUUCGCCCAUGUUUCUCCCGGCCGGGUAUGCCAUGACGUAUGGCGUGGCCUUUGCGAAUCUGACGGGCAUCUUCGUCCACGUCGCAUUGUAUCACGGGAAAGAUCUAGUUGAGCAAUGGAAGGGUAGGAACGCGAAAGAUGUUCAUGCCCGGAUCAUGGACACCUAUGAAAGUGUGCCAUGGUGGUGGUUUGGCGGCAUCACGGUUGUAAUGUUUGCGCUGAGCAUAGUGGCCAACGAGGUCUGGCGUACGGACCUCCCGGCGUGGGCGGUUCUUCUGGCAUAUCUGCUACCCAUCAUAUACAUCAUCCCCGUUGGUAUCAUCAAAGCGAUCACCAAUAUAUCCAGCAACCAACUAAAUUUGAUCACCGAAUUUAUCGGUGGCUAUGCUUUCCUAGGACGACCAGUCGCAAACAUGGCGUUCAAGUUUUAUGGCUAUGCGGGCGUGUCGCAGGGACUCGAAUUCGUGGCCGACAUGAAACUGGCGCACUAUCUCCAUAUCGCGCCACGAACGCUGUUUGUCGCGCAGGGCAUGGCCACAUUGGUCGGUGCCGUUGUUCAGUGCGGUGUGACUGUGUUCAUGAUCACUCGGAUCCGCGGGGUCUGUACCCCUGAGGCUGAGGGAGGCUUUACCUGCCCUCAUGGCCAGGUAACUUAUUCGUCAUCCUUGAUCUGGGGUGUUCUCGGUCCCGAUCGAAACUUCAGUCCCGGCCAGAUGUACGGGAAUCUGCUUUGGUUCUUCCUUGUUGGACCCGCCGUCGUGGUGAUCACAUGGCUUCUGGGCCGACGGUGGAAGAAGGUCAACUACCUUUCUUGGCCCGUUGCAUUUGGCGCCAUGAGCCUCGUCCCUCCUGCGACGGGAAUCAACUUUUCUUCGUGGUGGUUGGUCAAUGUGAUCUUCAAUGGGGUUAUCAAACGGCGCAAGCCUGCCUGGUGGUCAAAGUAUAACUAUGUGCUUUCUGCCGCACUCGACUCCGGGGUUGCCGUGUCCACCGUCAUUAUAUUCUUCUGCAUAAUUUUACCAGCUGGGCCGUUGAAGUGGUGGGGCAACACCGUGUAUCGGAAUACAGCCGAUGCACACGGUGUGCCAUAUAACAGACUUCCAGAUUCGGGAUAUUUUGGACCUGCAAAGGGGACCUGGCAAUAA